Messenger RNA from Emiliania huxleyi CCMP1516, 762 nucleotides. RefSeq lists its product as hypothetical. The transcript is spliced from 3 exons. The record is from RefSeq and is a predicted model, not a curated record. Bases 1 to 498 code for a protein of 165 amino acids. Lineage: Eukaryota; Haptophyta; Isochrysidales; Noelaerhabdaceae.
AUGAAGGCCGACGCCAUGUGCAGGCGCUGCUUGGCAGCCAACGCCCUCGCCUUGCUAGCUGUGCCCAACAGAGACGCGUUCGCCGCCGGACUGCGGCCAGCACUGGGGCCUGGCCGAUUCAGGGCGACGCGUUUUGAGGGCGAGUACUCCGACCUCCUUCACCCUCUCUGUGAUCGAAAAAUCGCCGUGGACACCAGCGCCCUCAAGCAGAGCGGCGGUGGCGACUAUUUCCUCGCCACCUUCUCCGGCAACGACAUCGGCCCACCGGGUGUCGGCAAUGUCGUCAGGGCCUCCUGCGACGCGGAGAGCGUCUCCCGGUACGGGCUGCGAGAUUGGAGCUUCGAGGCGCGCAUCUCGGGUGACGGCGAGCAGGUGGAUGCCGGCGACGGCGUGCAUGUGGGCAGGUGGCACCCGAGGGCUGCUGAUGGCGAGGCUUGGGAAGGCAUCAGAUGGAAAGACGGCAACCGCUGGCUCCUGGAGCAACAAGCGGCAGAAUGACGCCAGAGGGCGAGGUCUCCUGGAAUGCGUGCGCGCCGUUGUAGCGAGCUACUCUCGAGCGGCAUUACUUUCCGCUGAUCACAUAUGUGGGGGCACGUACCACAAGUCGUGCAUGCCCGCACAGCGGUGGUUUUGUAGAGAGGGCAUGCCGAUGCGUGUAGACUAGAGUCCGUGUGGGUCUGGCACUCAGUGUGUGGGCCCCGGUCGCGCCACCCCGCGCCCGCGCCCCAUCGACACGCGACACGCAGUACAUGUACGUUUUCG